Molecule: messenger RNA, 801 nt
Organism: Cordyceps fumosorosea ARSEF 2679
Lineage: Eukaryota; Fungi; Ascomycota; Sordariomycetes; Hypocreales; Cordycipitaceae
Product: Chorismate mutase, AroQ class, eukaryotic type
Exons: 3
Coding region: 1-801 (266 amino acids)
Biological process (GO): chorismate metabolic process; aromatic amino acid biosynthetic process
Cellular component (GO): cytoplasm
Molecular function (GO): chorismate mutase activity
Source: RefSeq, a predicted model, not a curated record
AUGGAUUCCUUUGUCGAUCUCAAUGAUGGCUCCCAGGCGUUGGACCUGUCGCGCAUCCGCUACCAGCUCAUCCGUUUGGAAGAUACCAUCAUUUUCGCCCUCAUUGAGCGUGUACAGUUUGCCCUGAACAAGACCAUCUACAUGCCCGGUGCCCUCGACAUCCCCGACAGCAAGCUGAGCUUCUUCGACUGGUACCUGAGCGAGCAGGAGAAGCUCCAGUCCCUCAUCCGUCGCUACGAGUCGCCCGACGAGUACCCCUUCUUCCCUGAGGCCGUGCAGAAGCCCAUCCUCAAACCUCUCAGCUACCCCAAGAUCCUCCACGACAACGACGUCAACGUCAACGACAAAAUCAAGGACUUCUACACGGACAAGUUCCUCCCCGCCGUCUGCCCCGACUUUGGCCACGGCGACCGCGGCGAGACGCAGGAGAACUACGGCUCGGCUGCCACCUGCGACAUCGCCUGCCUACAGGCCCUCUCCCGCCGCAUCCACUUUGGCAAGUUCGUCGCCGAGAGCAAGUUCCGCUCUGAGACGGAAAAGUUUACCGCCCUCAUCAAGGCUGGCGACCGCAAGGGCAUCGACGACGCCAUCACCAACCGCGCCGUUGAGCUGCAGAUCUUUGAGCGCCUGCGUCUCAAGGCCCGCACCUACGGCAAGGAUCCCGGUCUGAAGGAGGGCUCCGAGUCGCACAUCAAGAUUGACGUCGACGCCGUCGCUGCCAUGUAUGAAAAGUAUGUUAUUCCCUUGACAAAGGAGGUCGAAGUAGAAUACUUGAUGCAGCGCCUUGAGCCUGCCGCAUAG